Molecule: messenger RNA, 1703 nt
Organism: Prorocentrum cordatum
Lineage: Eukaryota; Dinophyceae; Prorocentrales; Prorocentraceae
Source: the annotation of a GenBank genome assembly
CCGCGGCUCUGCGUGGCGGGCCUCGGCGCCAUGGGGCCGCGGCCCGCCACGCUCGGCCGGCCGGCGGAGGACCCCCCCGCGCGGCGCGAGGAGGCGCCGCGCCUCGCCGGCCUGGCCAGGGCCGUGGAGGACCACGUGGCCUCGUUUCGGCCGCGCACCAGAGAUCACUCUUGCCCCGGGGCACUCCUUGCGUGCAGCCGAUGGGAGGAGAGGCGGGGGGAGCUCGAGCUCGAGCACCUCGCCGGAGGCGGGGCCCCGAGCGCGAAGCCCGCGGCCGACCGGGCCAGGGCCAACCGGGCCGCCAGGAAGCGGUUCUUCCGGCUCUGGUUCGACGAGCUGGUGUUCCCGCGGUGGUGGGCCGUCCCCGGUCUUCUGCGGCCUGCAGCUGGCCUGCUUCUUCCAGACGGGCGACAGCCUGUUCGGCAACCUCACCGGCGGCGUGGUCGAGAGCCUCCACCUCGCCACCAACCGGCGGCCCAUGGUCUGGCACUUCUUCGGCGGGAUGGCGAUGUGGGCGGUGGCCGCCGUGCAGUUCCUGGCCAAGCCGUUCCGGCACGGCCGCCUGGCCUUCGUGCACCGGGCGCUGGGCAGGCUGUUCUUGCUGCUCUGGGGGUGCCUCGUCGGGCCGACGGCGGUCUACCUGAGCCUCUUCUGCGGGACCGGGCCGCUGCGGGCGCAGUUCUGGAUGACGGUGUUCGCGAUCGUGUCGGUCGACACCGCCCUGCACUCCUACUACUUCUUCUGGAGGGCCUGGGUGAUCAUCCGCCGGCGCGCGAGCGAGGACUCGGUCCUGCUGCACCGCAAGGCCGUGACGGCGGGAAGCUUCUUCACGAUGACGAUCCUGUGGCAGCGCCCCCUGCAGGCCUUCGCCUUCAUAGGCCUGCGCAGGGCCCUGCUGCACGCGGCCCAUGCGCUGCAGGCGGAGUGGCCUCGGCACGUUGCCCUGAACCUGCUGGACCACAACGUGGGCCUGGCCGUCUCCACGGCCGCCAUCGGCUUCCCCUCGCUGCUGCUGGACGGCCCCAGGUCGUGGCUCGCGAGGUCCGUCCUGGACAUCUCGGACGAGCAGGCGGAGGAGCUCUACGGCUCCCGCGUGCCGGGGCCGAGGGAGGUCCUCUUCUGGCGCCUGCGGCACCCGCUGUACCUGGUCCUCCGCGCGCUGAUCACGGACUUCUGGACGGUGAUCUGAGGGAAACAGGAACAAAGAAGCCCUCGACACGGGCGGACGCGCGACAACGAACCCACCAGAGUUAGGCGGGUAGCAAUGCCGCAAGCCAGAUCCUGCCCGUGGAGUGUGCCUCGGAGCCCGCAUGCCCUCGACUGUACCAAAGGACAUGCGUUCACGCAGCAACCACGUAGGGCAGCGACCACGUCUCUUUUAUUCAGGGGGGCCAGCACCUGCGCAUAGCAGGCGUAGGUUCGCCAGCCUGCAGGUCCGGACGCGCAGGGAGAAUUGCAUACGUACGGUGCUGCCUGAAGCCAUCUGGCUGGCAGGCUCUGUUUCGUGAUUCUGUUACCUCGGCCACCCCCCUGCGCAGACAGUAGUGAGGCGCACCGCUCUUGAGCGACCUGCCUCUAGAGAAAGACCCGCCCACUGGCCGCCGCCGAUCUCCGGCUCUUCGUCCUCCUCCUCCUCCUCCUCCUCCUCCUUCUUCGCAGCUGGCCAGGCGUGUCUCUGAUGCACGCUGCGUGGAGCUCGUGGG